AUGUGCAUGUUGAGCCUCUUGCUGUUGAGCCGCUUGCUGUUGAGCCUCUUGCCGUUGAGCCUGAAUCGACUUGGCCUCGAGCGACUGAUCCUCUUGGACGUGCCACUCAACCCAAAAGACAAUUUUGUCGCCCGAGGCUUUGUUGGUCACAAAAGAGGGCAUAAAGUGGAAGAGCCGAGGCGUUGCGGCGAAAACGAGAACGGUCAGUCGACAAAAACCACAAGUAGACAAAAGAAAAACAAGAAGGCGGGUGAUCCCACCCUAAACGAGCCACGCGCGCGCGCGCACCCACACACACGCGCGCUCAUCAUGCCACGCCGUACCGGCGGGCCCAAGCCCAUCACCCCGGGCCUCGCCAAGGAUGAGCUCAUUCGUCGUCUCAAGGCACUGUCCAGCCAUCUGGAAGAAAUUGACAAUGGCCAAAGCACGGACGCGGCUCGUGAGCACGCCGAAGCGCUGCGGCCACUUCUCAGCAACCGCACCGUUAAUGUCCGCGUUCUAGUAGCCUGCUGUCUUGCAGACAUUUUUCGCAUCUUAGUCCCUGAUCUGCCCUACGACGAUGCUGGGGUCAAGGCAGUCCUCGUUCUCUUUGCCUCCCUUCUGCCCGGCAUUGCCGACAUCAAUGGCGCAAGCUUUGAGCGUCACUUUCAUCUCCUCGAGACCUUUGCCGAGACCCAGACCUUCCUGCUAGCCGCACGUCUAGAGCAGCACGGCAUUGUACAGGAUGUCUUCAGCGGCGUUCUCGAGUCGGCCCGUACCGAGCACAACAGCAAAGUCCUUCAAUGCAUGCAAGACAUCCUAGCUUCGACCAUCGAGGAAGACUAUCAACUGCGCGCCGACACCCUUGACGUGCUUUUUCGGGCCAUUUUGCCCGCCAAUAAGGUUUCCCACAGCGCCGCCUAUACUGUGGCUGCCGAAUUCAUCAAUAAGUGUGCCAAAAAGCUCAGCCUCAACGUCACUGCGUACUUCAACGGCCUCCUUGGCAUUGAUGAGGAGGUGGAAAGCGAGCACGCUGAAAAUGCAAUUGAGCUCAUUGAAGCGCUGGCCGCCAUCAACAUCGACGUGCUCAUGCGAGUUGUCCCGCAAUGCGAGACACUCUUGCGCUCCGAAGACGUUCCGCGACGCCUCAGCGCCACUGUCCUUCUGGCCCGUCUCUUUUCACAAGCUCCCACGGAAAUGGCCUCGCUUCAUCGGGCCCAAUGGCACCAUCUUCUUCAGCGCUUGCAAGAUCGAGAACCUAGCAUUCGGGCUGAACUGACGAGCCAUCUUGGCCAGCUGAUUAACAUCAUGCCCACCGAAUUUCGAUCGGACCUGCUUGAUCGACUCAAAACGGCACUGAUGGACAUGGACGAAACGGUACGCUUCAUGGCGGUGGAAACCGCGGCCACGGUGCUUCAGGACCACCUACCGAGCUGCCCCAUGGAAUUUAUCGACACCUUCACAGACCGUCGUCUGGACAAGAAGCUGAACGUACGCAAGCUUGCCAUUGACCGACUUCCCAAACUCUAUCAACACGUGCAGAGCCAAAUCGAGGAAACGGGUUCAGCUGAUGCGGAAACUGAGACCAAGGCUGCCAAACUCGCCGUGGCCACUAUUGCCAGCUUCAACACCCGCGACACGGAGAUUCGUCUACACACGGAGAACGGGUUGCAGAAGCACAUUCUGCCAGACACGCUUGAUCCCAGCCUCAAGGCCCAACGGCUUUUGCACAUUUGCCGCCACGGCAAUGAUCGCUUCUGGAGCGCAGUACGCGGCAUGCUCAAAAUCAAGGCUGGCGUGGCCCGCCUCUUCCGCUCCUACCUUGAGCGGCGACGUGGGACGGACAACUUACGAGAGACUCCGUUUUUCAACACGCUAAAGAUGCAACUCGUGUCUCAAAAGGCACAUGCGUCCAUGGACUUGCUGGACGAAGAGGCCAGUGAGCAGCUUCUGGAUGCUCUGCAAAGCUUUGUCAGCGAAGACUCGCGGCACGCUCUGGUGCUGGUCGAAGCCAAGAAACAACUGACAAAGUUGACACCCAAGAAUUGUGCCAAAGCCGUAACCGAAUUGGUUGUCAAGCUACACCCGUUCCCCUUUGAUUGCGAUGCCGUAGACGCCCUCUUGUUGAGCUUGCAUAGUGCGUCCGAAGCCGGCGAAGACGAGCUCUGUGCCGCUGGCGCAAAAUUUUUGGCUGCCUACAGCGAGGAGGGCCAAGGUGUCUUCUCUUCGCCCGGCGUCUUCAAGUCGCUGACCCGCCUCGCCGCCUCCGACUCGCCCCAACUUUGUUCGUCUUGCUUGGCUAAGCCUGGUCGCACGGCCUUGCGUAUCUUGGCCGCAAGUGGAGAAAACUUGGCGAGCAUUGAACCAGGCCUUCACAAGAUGUUGCGAAAGAAACUCGUGGAACUUGCCACAACUGGAGACGUUGCCGAGGCCGAGCUGGCAGUGGAUGCGCUGGCUGCCAUCUGCGGGGACAAGGCCGAGAGCAGCCACGAAUCCAUCGUCAAGAAAUGCCUUGAGCACUUGGAUCAAGCAGAUGAACGCUUGUCUGCAUCGCUUGCCGCGCUGGCUGGUGUUGCCUGGCAUGCCCCGGAUGUUUUUCGCAAACACGACCCUGACAUUGUAUCGCGCUUCAUCGUCGAUGACCUGCUCAUGAACGCUCGCAGCGCCAUUCCCGAAGAAGACACAUCUACCGAUGAGUGGGUGGAUCAACCUGAUCUGGAUAUUGUCGCCAAGGAGCAAGCCGUACGUUUACUGGUCAAUCGACUUCGGGGCCGCACGCGCUCCGAACACGACGAGGAUCGUCUGACCAAGCUUGGAGCACCCACAUUCCGCCUAUUUCAGCAAUGUCUUGACUGCUAUGGUGACUUCGAACGUGUGCUCUAUCGCAACGUGGAAAAGUCACGCAUGCGACUGGCCGUGGCCUGUGGCAUGUUGGAGCUCGCAGCUACCGAAAUCCGGCAGGUCAUCCCAAUCCAGCUUUGGCACCUCGUGGCCAUGACCAUGCAGGAUUCAUGCGUUGAGGUACGCAGCAAAUUCAAUGAUCGUCUUUACCAGCUUCUGAGCAAGAACAAGUUACCAGUCGGAUACAUGUCCUUUUUUGUCUACUCGGCCAUUGACCCGGAUCCAAAGUGCCGCCGCCUCAGUGCCGAACGACUUCGAGAACUGGUUACACGCAAGCGCAACCUGGCGCGCACCGCCGGACCAUCGACAACGGAAUCCGGUCGUGAACAUCUGCUGCCCGAGUAUUCGUUGCCUUUUCUUCUCCACCUCCUGGCCCAUCACUCCGAUUUCACCUACACGUCCGAAGCCCUCCUAAGCUUUGUGCCAUAUCUCGAGUUUUUCUUUGAAGCCGUCUGUCAUCGCGGCGAGGAGAGUUUCACGUUUCUCAAGAGCAUGGUUGAUGCGAUGAAGCGGAUGGAAGAUGCGGCUGGGGAAGAUUCGACACACUUGUGGGCCGUGUGUGACUUGACGGCAGUGCUGAUUGUGGACCUGGCCUCCCGGCCUGGCUGGAAACUCAAAUCUUUCCCGGGCCACAUUGCACUGCCCAAAGCUCUGUUUCGUCGUCCGACUCGUCCGGUGGACAGCUCUCGCUCGUACCUUCCAGAAAACUUUCAGCUUCGUCGAUCAACGACAGCCAAAACCCCCACUCGCAACAGUGUCCCUGCCACGGCCUCUCAUCGACCGGACUUGAGUGAAUCGGAAGAUGAAGGGAGCCUGCCAUCGGCGAAGAAGAAGAAAAGCACCCCUCGCUCAACUGGCAAGCGCAAGACCAGUCGCACGCCAACAGCCGCGGCCACGCCGCCACCACAACGCCGAAGCGCGCGUGCGGCCAAACGCAUCAAUGAUAGUCUAGCUGAUCUCGAUGACGAUGAGCUUGAUGCACAAGCACUGCGUGACAACAUAGUUGCGGAAACGCCGCAAUCAGCCCCCAACUCGCAUGAUUCGACCAAAACGCGCGGCCGCCGAAUUGGACGACCGCCGGCGCCCGCUCUGUCCGAUGAGGAAGAUGAGGACAAGAAUGACGCUGCCACGUCGCCAGGCAAAGCGGUCCCUGCCUCACCUGAGCCUGAGGCUGAGCCUGACUCCCCCCAACCAGGAGCAAGGCAAACACGGCGCAGUGGCCGCACCGCAGGCAAAACGCAAGCGGCUGCCUCGGAUGCCGCCCCAGCGCCCAAGCUUCCGGCUCACUUGUUGUACAACGGUCUCGUUGCUUGGGCGCUUUUGCAACGCAGGGGUGAGGACAAUCAGUCAGCUGCGCCAUAUAUCCUGCUUUGCUUGAAGAAGAACACGAGCGAGAGUGAACUGGCCGAGAAGCUCGAGGAUCUGAUCGAGGGACCAGCUCGGCCUCUUGUGGCUGAACUGUUUGCCGUCCUCCGCUCCAACAGCUACACCACGGCGACCAGUGCCAGCAGCUCAACUCAUGCAGCCUCCAGCAAGACCAGCCAGUCGGCCCCCAGCAAGAGCCGAUUGCCUGCACCGCCAUCCCCGCCGGCGCAGGACCAAUCGGCAGCACCUGCGCCAUCUACCACGACAUCCAGUGACGCCAAUGACCAUGGCGAUAAGCCCACACAUACCGUUGAGGCACAAGCCCCGACGAGCGAGGGGCGCGACCGUGACCUGGAUGACCACCCACGCCGGCGCCGCUCGCUUGAGGAUGAUGAUGACAGGGAAUACCGCCGACGUGGAGACAGUCCCGAGUCAGAACGUCCCCAGGCGGCCAGCCGCCUGGACCGUGCUGUGCGCGAGAAAUCUGAUGACAACAACGGCUAUCGAUCAAACAACUCUAAUCAAUACAAUUCUCAUCAGCAAGACCGCUGGCGCAUGCCACCGCGACGAGACAUGCGUGGUGGACGCGGUGGCAGCAACAUGCCCCGUCGCGGCCCCAUGCCACACAACGCGCCUCCGUUUGGCAUGGGUUUUGGUCGCCCCGAUAACAUGCCUAUCAUGAUGGGCAUGGCCAACAUGCAGGAGUUGCAGAACAUGCAGCAUUUACAGGACAUGCAAGGCAUGCCCAACAUGCCCAUGAACAUGCAGAACCUGCAAAACAUGCAAAACAUGCAAGGCAUGCCCAACAUGCCCAACAUGCCCAACAUGCAGGGCCCGAUGUUUAUGGGCCCCUCCGACAUGGGCCCACCAAACAUGGGUCCGUCGAACAUGGGCCCGCCAGACAUGGGUCCGCCAGACAUGGGCUCACAAGACAUGAACAUGCCCAGCAUGGGCCCGCCCAACAUGGAGUCGAUGAUGCGGGGAGGAGCACCCCCACCUAUGGGUGGUCCUAUGGCCUUUCACGGGGGUGAGGGUCCUGGCUCGGGCUACGGCAAUAAUUAUCCGCCACGCGGGCAUCGCAACCGCCGAGAUGCCCACGCCCCGCGCCGCACGGGUGGACCGAACCACCAUGGCGGUGGCGCGGGUGGUCCUUCGCCCAUGCAAUCGGCCCUUAUGGCCCUUGCCCCGCGCGCGGAUGACCCGCGGCCGGCUCCCACGAUGCCAACCCAACAGCCUCGCCACCGCCCUGCGCCCCCAGCGACCACCCUUGAAGUCACGGGUGUUCCAUCCAGCCUGAUGGAUGAGGACAAGAUUCGCGAGUACUUUGCGGGCUUUGGGGAUUUGGAACUAGUGGUCAUGAAUAAGGAUCAGAAUGGCAAUCCCGCUAGCGAUACCGUCUUGGUGCAAUUUUGCGACUUGGACCAUGCCAAGCAAGCCUUUACCUCAGAGAAGGCCGUAUUGGAUAACCGCUUUAUCAAGCUCAACUUCAGUCGCCGACCUGCCCAAAGCCUUGCCAAGAGUGCCUCGGACACGGGGCUGGACUCGGCACCCGAGCAGACAGAAGCCGAACCCGAGCUCAAGCCAUCACAAAAGAUUGUUCCCAAGUGGCAAGCACAAGAGCUUGCCGCCAAAACGCAACGCAAGCGUGCUGUAGACAUGGAACGGAAGCGGCAAGACUUGAUCAAGAUGACAAUGAAAUCUCAACAAGACUUGCUCAAGGAGCUCGAGACUACGACUUUGAGCGAUGCUGAACGCAAGAAGAAGAUGAAGGACUUGCAGCAGAGCAUCAAGCUGCUCAACCAACUGAAAGCAAAGAAGCCAAGCAUUCCCAUUCCUGAACCCGCACGUCGUCCCAGCACGGAUAGCACAGAUUCAGGGGCGCCAGCGGCCAAGCGCGUGGCAGCAGGUUCAGAAGAGACAGCCCCUGCCGCGGGUGAUGUAUCCACCACGCGGGGUCGUGGUUUAUAUCGUGGCCGUGGCUACACUCGUGGUCGCAGCUGGGGCCGGGGCCGGGGCCGUGGCCGGGGUCGUGGCCACGCGACGACAACCGUGCUCGACGUCACCGGAUAUCGACCUGACCAUUUUGACCUGUUGACCCCAUACUUUGCGUGCUUUGGCAACUUUGUAAGCGUAGUGCAAUCAGGAGAUCAAGGACGAGCCCUCGUCACCUUUAAGGAUCGCCGUUCCGCAGAGACGGCCAAAGAGCGUGCGCGCAAUUUCAAUGGUCGCGCACUCGAGAUUGAGUGGUUUGAUCCGUUUGCGGAAACACCGGCCACGGAGGACUCUGUUUCAGAACAAGCCAAGGGACAAGAAGCAUUACCAACAACAUCGGAAAACAAGGACGCUGAAGAUGGUGCUGCAGCGACUGCAUCGACCACUGCGCCGGAUGAAGGUGCAGAGACGCAGGCAGAAGGCACCGAUCAGGUGGCUGCCUCUGAAUAA
Molecule: messenger RNA, 6687 nt
Organism: Monosiga brevicollis MX1
Lineage: Eukaryota; Choanoflagellata; Craspedida; Salpingoecidae
Exons: 44
Coding region: 1-6687 (2228 amino acids)
Biological process (GO): mitotic sister chromatid cohesion; DNA repair
Cellular component (GO): chromatin; nucleus
Molecular function (GO): RNA binding
Source: RefSeq, a predicted model, not a curated record